Moneuplotes crassus is the source of this 1584-nucleotide messenger RNA. The record is from the annotation of a GenBank genome assembly. Lineage: Eukaryota; Ciliophora; Spirotrichea; Euplotida; Euplotidae.
AUGGAAUCAAAGGAAACUGAUCGAAUACCAGACCAGGCCAAAACUUCUGGGCCUGUAGAAGACACUGAAAGAAAAUUCAGGAAGGCUAAGCAAGAAGAGGAGGAAGAGAAGAAAGUAGAGGCUGAUACUCCUCUCAAUCUUGCUGAUCUUGAAGCUCUCAAGCAUAAGGAUGAGAAGAAGAAGGGACAGAAGCUAAGCUCUAUUCUGAGAGAUGACGAGAUAAGUGAAGAGCUUAUUAAUAGCCUCUCUGAAGAUGACAAGAGAGGGGAGAACGAUGUUAGAGUUGCAAUCAUUGGAAAUGUAGAUUCAGGAAAAAGUACACUUGUCGGUGUCCUUUCAAAGGGAGAACUUGAUGAUGGAAGAGGAGCAGCUAGACAAAAUGUGUUUAAUUUCACUCAUGAAGCUGAGAACGGAAGAACCUCAAGUAUUGGACAGGAGAUCAUGGGAUUUACUGAGGAAGGAAAAUGGGUGGAGCCUGAGAGAGUCAAAGCAACUAAAAAUCAAUCCUGGAGCUUUGUAACAUCAAACUCUAAAAAGUUAGUUACAUUUAUCGAUUUGUGUGGGCAUGAGAAAUAUCUAAAAACAACUCUGUUUGGACUAGUCGGACUUCUGCCAGAUUAUUGUUUAAUUGUUGUUGGAGCUAAUAUGGGUGUAAAAAGAAUGACCAGAGAGCAUCUGGUGAUUGCACUUGCUUUGAAUAUUCCUAUAAUCGUAGCAAUCACUAAAGUUGAUAUUGCUCCAGAAGAGGUAUACGAAAAAACAAAGAAAAAGCUAUCUGGGAUCUUGCAAACUAAAUCAGCUUCAAAGACUCCUAUCUUCAUUGAAAAGGAUGAUCCUGACCUUGAUAAUAUUGCUGAGCAGAUGUAUGAUGGAAAUGUUGCUCCAAUUUUCAGUAUCUCAAACGUCACUGGUGAAGGAGUGAGCGAGAUGAAAUCUUUCAUGAGUAUGCUCAAAUCUAGAAUCUACAAGACUGGUAAAUUCCGUCCUCCAUCAGAGCCAGUAGAGUUUCUCAUCGAUGGAUUCUACAUGGUAACAGGUGUUGGAGGAGUAAUUGCAGGAACACUUACUUCUGGAACAGUAAACCUCGGUGAUACUCUUCUCCUUGGACCUGACAAUACAGGAAAGUUCAAAGAAGUUAUUGUCAAAGGAAUCCAUUACAAACGGACGCCAGUUGAGGAAUGUGUCUCAGGACAAGUUUGUUGCUUCAAUAUCAAGCCUGUUGGAAAGAAGGAGCAAAUGAAAAGAUCUAUUUUCAAGAAAGGAAUGAUAUUGAUCGGAAAAGAUGCUGAGCCUGAAAGUGUCUGGGAGUUUGUAGCAGAAAUAACAAUUCUCCAUAAUCCAACCACAAUUAAGAACAACUACCAAGCCGUCAUUCACUGUGGGGUUAUCAGACAGGCAGCCAAGAUUGUAAGCAUGAGUAAGCCUCACCUCAUGAUGGGAGAUAAGGAGUUUGUUCAUUUCAGAUUCAUGUACAGACCUGAAUUCUUAAAGGAAGGUGCUGUACUCAUGAUGAGAGAGGGUAAUACAAAGGGGCUUGGAACUAUUUGUUCUAUUGUCAGACCAUCAGCUGACAAGAAGAAGUAA